AUGACAGGACACUCUUUCCUCCAGGGCUCUGGAGAGGGGGAAUAUCUGCAGGUCCUGGGAUCCCGAGUCGGCCUCUGGCUGCUGCUGCCGCUUCAGUGGGAGAAGAACGCCGAGUUCGGCAAAGCUCGAGUCCAACGAGUCACGGUGAGGAACAUGGUGCAUGGAGAUGUAACCAUGAGAGAGAGAGUGAGGGAAGUCCGCUAUCUGACUGAUGUUGAUCAGCACCCGAAUCAGAAGCUCGCCGAGCUCGAGGCUGACAAGCAGGAGCUCCGGGAGAAGAUCUGAUCCCUCCUGAACCGCCGAGCUUCUCCCGUCCCACCUGCCAAACCCGUCAUCAAGCCUGCUGUGGACAUCGGCCACAUGAGCCGGCUGACCCGGCUGACCCGGGAGCUGAACGUCUCAAACAAGCACCUUUGCUCCAUAGUUGACCUGGCACUCGCUGACAUUAAGAACCACCUGGGGCAGUUCGAUUGUCCUCUGGGGAAGUUGGCUCAAGUGGAACAGGAGGCAACCAGUGAGGUGGAGAAGCUACGAUCCCUCGACAGGAAGGAGGCGGUGGAGAGGAAGAGCCUGUACAACGAGCUGCUCGAGCUGCAGGGGAACACCCGGGUGUUCUGCCGCUGCAGGAAAAGCUCGGCCUCCAGCUGCUUGGAUGACCAGGAGGUGGUCGUCAUCCAGAAAGGAAGUAGAAAGAAGUUCCAGUUUGACAAAGUCUACUCUCCCAGCAGCACACAGGUAAAGGCUUAG
Messenger RNA from Neolamprologus brichardi, 747 nucleotides. The record is from RefSeq and is a predicted model, not a curated record. NCBI's taxonomy places the organism in Eukaryota, Metazoa, Chordata, Actinopteri, Cichliformes, Cichlidae.